Mycotypha africana is the source of this 1419-nucleotide messenger RNA. RefSeq lists its product as uncharacterized. Gene Ontology annotation, cellular component: cytoplasm. The transcript is spliced from 4 exons. Gene Ontology annotation, molecular function: protein binding. The annotation marks the transcript as partial. The record is from RefSeq and is a predicted model, not a curated record. NCBI's taxonomy places the organism in Eukaryota, Fungi, Mucoromycota, Mucoromycetes, Mucorales, Mycotyphaceae.
GUUAUUAAAAAUAUCGGCAAACUAAAACAGUGGACGGGUGAAAAGUUUGGUUCUGCCAAAUCAACCUCACAAACGGAAGACUUUCAACGUCUUGAAGUUGAAACUGACCGUAAACGCGCUGCAUUUGAGAAACUCCACACUUCGAUCCUUCUCCUCCAAUCCCAGUUAAAGAAAGUCAAAAUAUCCCCAGAAGAUAACAAAACCAAACGUCCCCCUCACGAUGUCUUUGGGGUCUGCCUCAAUCUCUACGGUAACGAAUUCAACGAAGACUCACCCCUCGGUAUUGCUACCAUCAACGUAGGUCAAGCUCAAUCUCGUUUAGCCGCUUAUCAAGAAGAAUUUGCAGACAGUGUGGGCAUGAGUUACAUUGAAAAGUUGGACGAAGGCAUGGCACUUUAUAAAGACUAUCAGAAUUUAAAGAAGAAAUUAGAGUCUAGACGAUUGGAUUUAGACGCUAAAUUGAAUAGAUUACAAAAGUCCAAAAAGGAAAAGCCAGAAUUGGAACAGGAAAUGCAAGCAGCCAAAAUGAAAUAUGAGGAUACUGAAUAUGAUUUGAUACAAAAAAUGGUAGCUUUACAAGAUUUCGAGGAUGAACAUUGCGCUGUCCUCAGACAUCUUUUAGAUUUACAAUGCGAAUAUUUAAGCCGAUCUCUAGAGACAUUAAAUGAAGUGAGAGAUAACUGGACACAGCCUCUUGUACCACGCUCACAGAACAAUGGAGGCAACAGCAAUAGCCUUCGCCGUACAUCAACUAUGGCUCAAUCUGCUGCUAGUAUUCCUGACACAGAUAAUACAAAAAAUAGAAGAAAGGCAAUUUUUGAAUUUGGUGGGGAAAGUGCCGACGAACUAUCUUUCCGUAAAGGCGAUAUCAUCACUGUAGUGGAGGAGGUAGAUGAAGGCUGGUGGCUCGGUGAAAUUACUGAAGCUAACGGCAUGAUUCGUCGUGGUAUAUUCCCUGUCAAUUAUACAGAGGCCGUAAGCAAGAUCAAUAAUGGCAGUAAUGGGGGGCCUCCUAUGCCAGCGAGACCCAAUCUGCGUGCACGUUCCUCUAGCAACUCUACUCAACCUUUAUCCUCUUCCUCUUCACUACAGCAACAUGCUUAUAUACCAGAAGAAGAAGAAGAAGAGCAGCAUGAAACAGGUGGUUAUGAAGACGAAGUUGAAGAAACAAGUCAUAAUCCAUCACCGUUUGGUGAUUCCAAUCGUACGAGCAGUAGCAGUGCCAGCGACAACAAUAAUAGAGGAUUUUCAUACAUUAGACCCAAUAAUGAUAAUGAAGGACAACCUACCAAUACUCUUCCUCCAUCAAAACCCACAUACAAAAUGAACAGAAUUCCACCUCCUCCACCUGCUUCUCGUACGAGAAGCAAUAGUUCCGUUCGUGGACCUCCUCCGCCUAUGCCAUUACGCAGUAGUACC